UCCGGCCCAGGCCUGCGCAGCGGUGCGCUUUUUCCUCAUCCUUGAAGAAGUCUUCCAGCGAGCAGGGGAUCGAAAACGCGUUACAACCACAUCUCUUUCUUCAGAGACCGGGUUAAACAUUCCUGUGUAUGCUCUUAGAUCGAGUUAAAUUAUCUUUUUGUACUGAGGGACUGUGAAUGGAUCAUGGAUUGUGUUCCUGCUGUUCUGGAUGAGUUAGAUGGUAAAAAGGAGGCACCCAUAGAGGACCCUGAGUACAAUGUGUACGCACGCUUCAUGAAGUCGCACCGCUGUUAUGACCUGGUGCCCACCAGCUCGAAGUUGGUUGUGUUUGACACUUCACUCCAGGUGAAGAAAGCUUUCUUUGCUUUAGUGUCUAAUGGCGUGAGAGCUGCUCCUCUCUGGGAUAGCAAGAAGCAAUGUUUUGUCGGAAUGCUGACCAUCACAGACUUCAUCAAUAUACUUCACCGCUAUUACAAAUCACCUCUGGUUCAGAUAUAUGAGUUAGAAGAACACAAGAUCGAGACAUGGAGAGAGGUUUAUCUGCAAGAUUCCUUCAAGCCUCUUGUGAGCAUAUCACCCAACGCCAGUCUGUACGAUGCAGUUUCAUCUCUACUGAAGAAUAAGAUCCAUAGAUUACCUGUGAUUGAUCCUCUGACAGGAAACACGCUUUACAUCUUAACACACAAGAGGAUCCUCAAAUUCCUGAAGCUCUUCAUAUGCGAGAUCCCCAAAACUGCCUUCCUCUCUCAAACAUUGGAGGAGUUGAACAUCGGUACUUUUCACAACAUCGCAGUGGUGAAUUCCAACACACCGCUGUACGCCGCGCUGGGAAUUUUUGUGGAUCAGCGGGUGUCUGCUCUCCCAGUGGUAGAUGAGAAUGGACGAGUGGUUGACAUUUAUUCCAAAUUUGACGUUAUAAAUCUGGCAGCUGAGAAGACGUAUAAUAAUCUGGACAUCACUGUGACUAAAGCUCUACAGCAUCGCUCGCAGUAUUUUGAGGGCGUGCUCACCUGCCAAGCCAGUGAGACGUUAGAAGCCAUUAUCAAUCGACUAGUAGAGGCUGAGGUUCACAGGUUGGUGAUAGUGGAUGAACAGGAAGUUGUGAAAGGCAUCGUUUCUCUCUCAGAUAUCUUGCAGGCUUUGGUGCUCACCAAUGGAGAUGAUGGCACGGCUUGAUUGAAGUGCAGAUCAGUAAAGCAGGGCGUCUCUUUCCUUCUCUGUAUCAGGAAAGUUUAAAGAGAAUGUAUAAUUUACACUUACCCCAAUAACAGGAGUAUAUAAGGCACAACUGUAGUUAUUAAGUAUACAGCCAGUAAAGAAAGACUCAUUUGUGACCCUGGACAACAAAACCGGUCUUAUGUGUACAUUUUUCAAAAUUGAGAUUUAUACAUCACCUAAAUAAGUAAGCUUUCCAUUGAUAUAUGGUUUGCUAGGAUAGGACAAUAUUUAAACGAAGAUACAACUAUUUAAAACUCUGGAAUCUGAGGGUGCAAAAAAAUCAAAAUAUUGAGAAAAUCGCCUUUUAAAUUGUCCAAAUGAAGUCCUUAGCAUAACAUAUUACUCACAAACAUAAAAAAAAUAUAUAUUUAUGGUAGGAAAUUUACAAAAUAUCUUCAUGGAACAUGAUCUUUACUUGAUAUCCUAAUGAUUUUUGGCAUAAAAUAAAAAUUAAUUGGCCCAUACAAUGUUAAAUUGUAUAGUAUAAUUGUAUAUAAAUAGUCCCAUGCUACUUAAGACUGGUUUUGCAGGGUCACAUUUGGAAACAAACACCCUUUACUAUGAAGAAACUCCGUCUCAUGUCAUUGGAAAUUAUAAAAUUCUUGUUCGAUAUAAAAAACAUCACAGAAACCACGAUCUUUUACCUAUUAUAGAAAAUGUAUGUAAAAUAAGAUGAGGUAAGAACUGCCCUCAUAACAACACAAGCAAAGAGCAGAAAACCACAACAAAAAUUGUGUGCCGAAAAAAUUUGACAUGUAAGGUUUGACAGAGUUAUAGAAGAAUUUAGGUGUAAAUUGAAAGUGAGAGACGUGAACAUUCCAGUGUCUAGCUAAUGUUUGCAUCUCAGUGGGCAUUUGAGAAGCAUUUACAAAAGUUACAAAUGUGUUGACUGAUAUUUGUAAGAGGCGAGUCCUCUGCAGCACACCAUGAAAUGACUGAAAAUGACUGUUUCUAAAGUACCACACAAACAUUCCCUCCUUCAGUAUUCAGAAGAAAGAAUCAUUCUUAGCAGAGCCAGUUUUCUGUAGUUCAACACUAAGAGCCAUUUAAAACAUCAUUACAAUGUGAAGCUUGAAUAGCAGAAAUAACAAGAGCGCUUUGAUAAAACAUUUUGAGAUUGGGAAUAGUGUCAUGGUAAUUUUGUAAUAGAACGACAACACCAUAUUAUAAUUUGUUUUGUUUUGUGUGUGUGUAUGUUAUCAUAUAGAAAUGUAGUUCUUUAUUUUUCAUUUUCGUUUCUUGUUUGAGGCCGGUAAGACAUCCGUUAGCAGCCCUCAUGUUUCAGGCCUGAUGGUGUGUCUAUAUUAAAAUAAUGCUACUGAUUUAAAUUCACUUUGGUUGCUUCAUGAUUCACAGCCGGUAAACAUUGCAUUUAUAAAUGUGGGGUGAGAUUUGAAAUGUUUUUUUAUGCAUAUAAAGUAUCAAUAAAGGCACAUUCAGCAUGAUUGUUCAUCAUGGGAACAGAGCUGUGUUAUAAACUUCCUGCCAGUUGUAUGAGGAAAACGUUAUUUUGUUCGUGUAACAACAUCCUUCUAAGAAAUAUUGUUGAUAUUGUUUGACAAAAUGUACAGUGGGGUCCAAACGUUAGAAACCCCUAGUGAACAUUUUUCUAUUUUGCAUUCUUUUCUGAUAUAAAUUUGUUUUCAACACAGAUGUUUUCCAAAUAAAUUGAUACAUUUUUAAGUUUAUAAAUUGAGUAAUCCCUGCAUGUUUAGUGAUUUAUAUAUUCACUUUGUGCUUUAAUUGAAGCAACAAAAUCUGACAUUUUGUACAAGACAAAGGUAAAUAGGUAAAAAUCAAUGAAAUAACCUUCAUCGAAUUUCUGACAUUUACUUUCAGGUUUAGAUGGAAAAUCUCAGUUGUAAUUUAAUUUGGUUUUCAAAUGGAUUAUUGAAGUUGUUCCAUCCCAUUAAAUGACCAACACGAGGACUAUAGAAGCUGUCCAUCGGCAUGUUGUUCUUGCGCGUGGAUCUGAUUUUCUCAUCACCUUUGUAUUGUAGUUCGACUUCCUACCGAAAAAGAGUUUCUUCUAUCACGUUUAUAUAUUUUGCUCUGUAAUUAUUUUUAUGAAUUCAUAAUAUAGAAUGUAAAUAUGCCUAAACUGUUUUCUAUCAUGUCAAAGAUGUUUUAUUCAGAGCACAAGAAAAAUAAAAUGUAUUCUGUUUGUCACAUGUGUUGCUUCAUAGAUGUUUCAUUGGACAAUUCAAUUAAUGGAUUGACAUUUUCUGCAUAUCUUGUGGAUGACAAACAACAUUAAAAUUGCAUGUCAGGGGCAUAAUGGCCAACUGUUCAGGGUGUUAUAUAGACGUUCAAAGAGGUCAAAGCAACACCUUCAACAUGUUCAAAAGUCUUGUAGCCUAGUAUGUUAUAUUAUACCUAUUUGUUUUAUAAAUACAGAUCUACACUGUUUUAAAAUGUGCCAUUGAUACACUGUUUGUCACGUAUUGAAUUUAGCUAUUGCACUUCUGAAUGUUGAGGCCCGUUGGCCGUUGCCUGUCUGUUGACGGCAGCAUUUGGUAAAAGAUUGUUGGAGUCCAUAGACAAAUUGUCAAUUCUGGCAAC
This is a messenger RNA of Triplophysa rosa, 3780 nucleotides long. RefSeq names its product protein kinase, AMP-activated, gamma 1 non-catalytic subunit (gene prkag1). The coding region runs from base 184 to 1176 and encodes 330 amino acids. The record is from RefSeq and is a predicted model, not a curated record. NCBI's taxonomy places the organism in Eukaryota, Metazoa, Chordata, Actinopteri, Cypriniformes, Nemacheilidae. The transcript has 13 exons.